UGUCCAGACCCUUCUCCCAGCCCCGCUCCCCCACGGCAAAAGGGAAGGAGAGAACCGAGAGGUUCGCACUGCUUUGUCGCCUCCGAAGGGAGGAGGACCGGGCUGUUGCAGGCUUUGCGGGCAGCGGGUGCUGUCGGGGUGGUGGGCGCACAGGGCAGUUUCCCGCCACGGCGGGCGGUGCGCGGCAGGAACGGCCGGCGGUCCGGUGCACGAGGCACGAGGCACGCGCGCAGCACCUAGGCCCCCGACGGGGGCGGCUGCCUGGUGGCCGCCGGGCGCGCAGGCGCCGUGGGUGGUGGGCACACGUGGCCCGCCGGGGCGCAAGCGCGGCGCGUGCACGUGGCCGGCGGGCGCGCAGGCGCGGUGGAACCACGGGCGUCCUCGGCGGCCGGCGAGCAUGGGGCGGUUACGGUGGCAGGUGGCGGCCGCGGCGGCCGUGGGCCUCGCGGUGGCCCUGGAGGCGCUGCCCUCGGUGCUGCGCUGGCUGCGGGCCGGGCGGCGCCGGCGCCGGCGCGAGGUGCUCUUCUUCCCGUCGCAGGUGACCUGCACCGAGGCCCUGCUGCAGGCGCCGGGCGGCGCCGGACCGCCGGGGGCCCCCGCGGGCUGCCCGUGCAGCCUGCCCCACGGCGAGAGCUCGCUGAGCCGCCUGCUGUGCGCCCUGCUGGCCGCCCGCGCCAGCCUGGAGCUUUGCCUGUUCGCCUUCUCCAGCCCGCAGCUGGGCCGCGCCGUGCAGCUGCUGCACCAGCGCGGGGUGCGGGUCCGGGUCGUCACCGACUGCGACUACAUGGCCCUCAACGGCUCGCAGAUCGGCCUGCUCCGCAAGGCAGGUAUUCAGGUUCGGCACGACCAGGACCUCGGCUACAUGCAUCACAAGUUCGCAAUAGUGGAUAGGAAGGUGCUGAUCACCGGCUCCCUCAACUGGACCACGCAAGCCAUUCAGAACAACAGAGAAAACGUUUUGAUUUUGGAGGAUGAAGAGUAUGUGAGGCUUUUUCUGGAAGAAUUUGAGCGCAUUUGGGAAGAGUUUAACCCUACAAAGUAUACCUUCUUCCCACAAAAGAAGAGAAGCCACUGAAGCUGCGCCGUCGCUGCCGUCCGAGGUGGCGGGGAGAGCUGGCGCAGGCCUUUCGGGACCUCUGGGUGGAACCAGCCGGAGC
Equus quagga is the source of this 1157-nucleotide messenger RNA. It is a transcript of the gene PLD6, whose product is annotated as phospholipase D family member 6. Gene Ontology annotation, molecular function: RNA endonuclease activity producing 5'-phosphomonoesters, hydrolytic mechanism. Gene Ontology annotation, biological process: piRNA processing. The coding region runs from base 398 to 1075 and encodes 225 amino acids. The transcript has 2 exons. Gene Ontology annotation, cellular component: mitochondrion. Lineage: Eukaryota; Metazoa; Chordata; Mammalia; Perissodactyla; Equidae. The record is from RefSeq and is a predicted model, not a curated record.